Molecule: messenger RNA, 3573 nt
Organism: Bolinopsis microptera
Lineage: Eukaryota; Metazoa; Ctenophora; Tentaculata; Lobata; Bolinopsidae
Product: helicase MOV-10-like
Exons: 1
Coding region: 155-3124 (989 amino acids)
Biological process (GO): regulatory ncRNA-mediated post-transcriptional gene silencing
Cellular component (GO): cytosol; P granule
Molecular function (GO): 5'-3' RNA helicase activity; RNA binding
Source: RefSeq, a predicted model, not a curated record
UUUAUAUCUAGCUCCGUAUCACAUGUGGAACUCACAUCCCUCCUUUAUGAUCAGUUCACCAUGACAGAAUCAUAUAUACUGGAUCAGUGACGCCAUAUCAGACUAACUUCCAUCAUUUUGACCUUGUGCUCCUUUACCACUUUCACCUCCGGCAAUGACAGAAUUUGAGGGCGUCGUCACCAGUGCAUUCUCUUCUUACGGCAUCAUAGACGAUGAAAUUUACUUUGACUACAAGAUUGUCAUCGGAGAGAUUCCCGAUAAAGGAUGUAAAGUGCGGGGUGUCAAAGUGCUGAAAGGUGACAACGCUUACAACGCUACAUCAGUCCAGAUCGUGGAGGGAAUGUCCCUUGAGAGGAACGAAGUGUCUGGUGAACUGGACAAGAUAAGGGGAGAGUUUGGGUAUGUUAACGGUGUACCAAUCAAGAUAGAACAUUGUGUACCUCGGCCUGUAGAAGGUGAUCUGUUGAAUGUUCUGACUGAAGAAUUUAACGGUAUGGUGAUUGGUAAAUCAGUGUCUCACACACGAAAGAGACGGUUUACAUCUCACGUUCUCCGUGUCACACCCAAAAUAUGUGAGCUUGAAGAAAACUCGUACUUCCUGAGAAGUUUAUGUCCCAGAGGGUACAACCCUCAACCAAACGAUAUUGUUUGCGGAGUAGCUGUGGAGUGUUUCUACAGGAAUCUCACAACAAUUUACAGUUGGCGGGCAAUAGAGAUCAAACAAACCAGCAUCACUCUAAAAGGGUUAAACGAAGAUCUCCUGUUGUAUCGUCUUCCUAAGUUUUGUCUAAGUUACGUCGCUAGAGAGUGUGAUAGAGGACAGAAGGAGGACAGCAUUAGUUGUACUCCUCACGCCCUCAGAAUAGGACACCUCAAUCCUGGAGACACAACUCAGCUACAGUUCACUCUGAAGAACAACUCCGAACGUAUCCUAUUCGAACUGGGUAACAUAUCAGUGUCAGAUACCAGUAUUCUAAACUGCGGGACACCCUUCCCUCGAUAUAUCUACCCUCAGGCAACAGAGGAGAUAACACUGGGUCUCGUAAACCCUGAUAUUGGUCAGCACACUACAACUGUAAUCUUCUCUUUAUCUGUUAAUAGUAAACAGUUCAACAUAUGCCGUAGAGUUCAUGUUAAUGUAAUAGCACCUAGAACUAAGAAAUGUUUGAGAACAAGGGUUGAUGAACCGUUUUUGGAGGGCUGCCAAAUCAUUCCGGGCUUUAAACCGGCAAGAACAAACCCUAGAUUCUAUCCUCAGCAUUUUCCUGUGUAUGCUAUACCAGAGGAUGUUGAGUCAACAUCUGAGGACCGAAUCCUUGCGGAGGAGCUCAAGAAGAAGAACUACAAGGUGAUAAUGCACAAGUUGUUAUACAUGGAAGAGAGAUUUGUUGAGGAAGAGAUGAAACAUUAUUCAAUCUACGAAACAAGUCUGAUGAAACGAGGAAGGUUUCUAGUCUUAAAAGUUCCUAAUUUAGUUGAAUCAAAGCUGAACAUUCUAAUCGGACAUAGAGUUGUUCUUGAGCAUGAAAACAACACUGUAAAGUAUGAGGGUUACAUACACAAGAUUGCUGAUAGAACAGAUGAAGUCAUGCUCGGUUUUGAUGAAUCAUAUCACAACAGCUAUGCAGCUGAAUCUGUUAAUGUACAUUUCUCUCACAGCAGGACAUCCUUCAUAAGAUGCCAUCUCGCUAUCGACUACAUCUUUCAGAUCAAAGCUGAAGGUAUGCUGUUUCCUGAAGAUGUAAAUGUGAGACCUCCUCACUUCAAUGUACCUAGAUUGGACCUCUUUAAUAAAUCAUUGAACAAGGAGCAAGCCUGGGCCGUUCUUCAUAUGAUUGAGGCAAAGGCGAGACCAAUUCCUUAUCUUCUCUUCGGUCCCCCAGGUACUGGCAAAACAGUCACAAUAGUAGAGGCUAUCCUACAGAUCUUUCACCUGCAGGAUGAUUGCCGGAUUCUUGUAACUGCACCGAGUAACAGCGCGUGUGACCUGAUUGCGCAGCGCCUUCUCCAACAGUCUAGCCAGUUAGAUAUAGUGAGACUCAACUCAAUGUCCAGGUUCACAGAGUCCCUUCCAGAAGAGCUACAAGCUAUCUCCAUGCCAGCUGAUGAGGUUAAAGAAGCAGCUUUAAAACGUAUCAUUGUCUCCACGUGUGUAACUGCAGGGAACCUCUACAAAUUACAACUCAGAACAUCACAUUUCACCCAUGUUUUUAUCGAUGAGGCGGGCCAGGCAAUAGAACCUGAGGUCUUACUCCCAAUCGCUCUGUCCACUGGACCGGGAACUCAAGCAAUCCUUGCAGGAGAUCCAUACCAAUUAGGUCCGGUUAUCAAGAAUGGACAGUGUGAGGAUCUUGGUUUGAGUAUGUCGCUUCUGGAACGGUAUAUGAGUUGUGAUGUGUACGAACGCAAGGAACAGUUCAGGGAUAAUAGCUUCUAUGACCCAAUCCUGUUGACGAAACUAAUCAGAAACUACAGGUCCCACUCUGAGUUAUUGAUAGUCCCCUCUCAGUUGUUCUACGAUAACGAGCUGGAACCCUUCGCUCCACACUCCCUUGUUAACAGAGUGGUCAACAUGGACUUAUCCCUGCCUAACCCUAAAGUUCCCUUUAUAUUCCAUGGAGUUGUAGGGGAAGAAAUGAAGGAGAACAAUAAUCCUUCUCUGUACAAUCCAACAGAAAUUGUACAGGUUCUGACUUAUAUUAAGCUUUUUACCAACGCUGGUUUCUCCUCGUCUGAGAUUGGUGUUAUUACCCCUUACAGAAAGCAGGCUGAGAAGACUCGCAUGAUGUUGCAAAGUAUCAAGGAUGUUGAUGUUCGUCAGAUAAAAGUUGCGUCUGUGGAAGAUUUCCAGGGCCAAGAACGACCAAUUAUUAUCAUAUCAACUGUUAGAAGCAACAAUUCAUUACCAUCAGAAAAAGUUAAAUUAUUAGGAUUUCUUCAGAACCCCAAGAGGUUCAAUGUAGCCAUAACACGGGGUCAGGCUAUGUUAGUUGUGGUUGGUAACCCUGAUGUUUUGAAACAUGACGAACAGUGGGGGGCGCUGUUGGACUAUGCGAUCAGUAGGGAGUGUUAUGUGGGAUGUCAGUUUCACUGUGUUGAAAGUGGUGAAAUGUUUGGAAGUUGAACAUUUGGAGGUUGAACAUUUGGAGGUUGAACUUGUCUAAACGGUACAUUUUCAACUUUUUUUGGUUGAAAGUUUAAGUGAUGUUAUGCUGUUUUGCUCCUUUUUGUUAUAAACCAGAUUUUAUUGUGUAAUAUGGCACUGAUUUUUAUGACGUUCUUUUAACUAUUUGAUUAUUUUAAUAAUUUUCUAGUAGUAAUUUAUUUCUUUAGCCUGAUGCAAAUAGUCUGAUCGAUUAUAUGAAUUAAAAAGGCCCAGAAUAAAAUAUAUUUAUUCCAAAUUUAACUGUUCUAUUAUAAUCACAUCGGGCAGAUCUAGAUAUUUGUUCCUCGAAAGUUUAUAAAUUGUUUUUUACAAUAAAAUUAUUUCAUUCGACUUGAUUCCUCAGCCCAAAUAUAAUUACGAAAGGGGGUAUAAUCCAAUGGUGAAAAAUAGAGAAAAAUAGUGAAAUU